AUGACUAUCCCGGCAAGACCAAACAUUCUGCGCUCCUCUCUUCUAGGAUCAAGCUACCAAUAUCAGCCCAUUCGAUUUAUCACUACCUACUGGCCCCAUCAACUAGACAGACCAGACGUAUCGCGGGUGGAUUUUCGCAGGACCAGGCCGAAAAUCUUGAAGACUCUGCUACGGCCAGUGCACCAAGAUGCCAAUCGGACACCAGACUCAUCUAUCCAACCGCAACCUCAGGGAAGCUCACAUUCACCGACUCAAUUGGCAAACUUGAUUUCAACACCCCGUCGCUCUACUGAAGAUGAUUAUUCAGCCCCAUCGAUUGUCAAACCUAUUGGAAUCAAAAUAAGCCAGUCGGCAAUUGAGCAGAUCGAGCGGGUACGCAAGAUGGAUAACAAGCCAAACGAAGUCCUACGUCUGUCUGUCGAAAGUGGCGGAUGUCAUGGAUUCCAGUACAAGAUUGCAUUCACUGAAUCUGUCGAGGAUGAUGAUUUUGUAUUUGGAAAUCGGAGCGGACUCGUGGUAAUCGAUGAGGGCUCUUUAAGCCUGAUGGACGGAUCAACUAUUGAAUUUGCGACCGAGCUCAUUGGUAGUAGCUUCAGAAUCCUCGAUAAUCCUCACUCAGCCGGAAAAGGGUGCGGGUGUGGAGUGAGCUGGGAGCUUAAAUGA
This is a messenger RNA of Puccinia triticina, 663 nucleotides long. RefSeq lists its product as uncharacterized. The transcript is spliced from 4 exons. Gene Ontology annotation, biological process: iron-sulfur cluster assembly. Gene Ontology annotation, cellular component: mitochondrion. The coding region runs from base 1 to 663 and encodes 220 amino acids. Lineage: Eukaryota; Fungi; Basidiomycota; Pucciniomycetes; Pucciniales; Pucciniaceae. The record is from RefSeq and is a predicted model, not a curated record. Gene Ontology annotation, molecular function: iron ion binding; 2 iron, 2 sulfur cluster binding; 4 iron, 4 sulfur cluster binding.